This is a messenger RNA of Protomyces lactucae-debilis, 1305 nucleotides long. RefSeq names its product mitochondrial carrier protein. Lineage: Eukaryota; Fungi; Ascomycota; Taphrinomycetes; Taphrinales; Protomycetaceae. Bases 245 to 1231 code for a protein of 328 amino acids. Gene Ontology annotation, biological process: transport. The record is from RefSeq and is a predicted model, not a curated record. Gene Ontology annotation, molecular function: transmembrane transporter activity. The transcript has a single exon.
CUUCGUGAUCUGGCAUGAUGCAGAGAAAGUCCUUGAGGCCCGACAUGGCAGCUGGUCCUCUGGUUGACAAUAAGCGUGCCUGGUGUCUGAGCAUCGUUGCUGGCAGCUGGUUGUCGCUUCCUCGUCCCACGGCGCCCAAACUCAAAAAGCGCGACAGAUGAGAUCAUCACACUCAACACAAGACUAAAGCUGAAGCUGAGUAGCUGCCAUGAGAGAAGGGCUCUGAUAAACGCCGACAGUGACAAUGAGCGAUGCAGGAUUCGAGGCACCAGUCCCUGUCCCAAACUCCGUCCAGAAGGCAGCAGAUGAGCAAGUUUCCACAACCCGCUCAAAACCACCCAUCAGCCAGCUUCCCAUUACGGGCUUUGUCGCUGGCAUCUUCUCUGGCGUCACCAAGCUCGUUAUUGGUCAUCCAUUUGAUACUGUCAAAGUGCGUCUCCAAGUAUCCGGCGAGCGGUUCAACAACUCCGUUCUGCAAUGUCUGUCAGCGACCGUCAAGAAGGAAGGCUUUCGCGGACUUUAUAAAGGUGGCACGCCUCCAUUAUUUGGCUGGGCCGUCAUGGAUGCCGUCAUGCUAGGAUCCCUGACACAAUACAGAAGACUCUUGCUCUCGCUACAAGGAACAGGUGAGAAUAUGGCAGAGGGCAAAGAUGCAGGUCAUCUCAGCAUACCGCAACACUGUCUCGCGGGACUUGGCGCAGGCUUGACUGUUUCUUUUGUUGCAACUCCCAUUGAACAUGUGAAAGCAAGACUUCAAGUCCAAUAUGAUGUUGCAUCGCGUGCGUUUCGUGGGCCGAUAGAGUGUUCCAUGCAUUUGCUACGGACACGCAAACUCUAUAACGGCCUCGUGGCAACCAUGGCGCAGCGUUCUUGGUUCUCCGUCUUUUGGGGCUCUUAUGCCGUUGCGCAACAACAACUCGACAGAGCCAAGUAUACGGCGAAUUGGUCGAAUGGUGCGAAAUCCUUCUGGGCAGGGGGUAUGGCAGCUAGUAUCUAUUGGGUCUUUGCCUUUCCUGCCGAUGUCAUUAAACAACGCAUCAUGACAGAUCACCUCACCCAACCACGCUAUGCAGGCUGGCGCGACUGUGCGCGACAAGUCUGGCAAGAAGCUGGAUUACGUGGUCUCUAUCGUGGCUUCCUACCAGCUGCAUUACGAUCUUUCCCUACGAAUGCGAGUGCCGUCUUUGUGUUUGAUACGACUAUGCGAUUCAUGACAGAGCGAGGCUUUUAAGCCCAUCAUUAGCAUUCAUUGAUUUACGUCUAACCCCCCACUCAUUGUUCAAUACGCUUGCCUAUAUAUAUGAU